Molecule: messenger RNA, 902 nt
Organism: Micromonas pusilla CCMP1545
Lineage: Eukaryota; Viridiplantae; Chlorophyta; Mamiellophyceae; Mamiellales; Mamiellaceae
Exons: 1
Coding region: 213-902 (229 amino acids)
Source: RefSeq, a predicted model, not a curated record
AAAGAAUCGCUCGUCUUUCGCAUCACAAGAGUCGGCGCCGGGGUGGUUAAGAAACACCGCCGCGGGCCCACGGGCGAAAAUAGAAUUCUCGACGUCGAGCGCACGCGCUCGAGCCUUUCUAAACUGUAAACUUUCACGUUCCACCACAUAUCCAACGAUACACUGAACGUUUUUUUUUUUUUUUCACAGCGCUCGGGUUGACAUCGACGGCGAUGCGUUCAACCCGACUCGCGCUGUCGUGUAUUACCCAGACAGGGUCCCCCCCCGGACGCGACGAAACGAGCUCACGCGUCGUCGUCGUCGGAGUGCCAGGCUUGAUCCGCCAUCCCCGCGAGCGAGUUCGUCGACCCCUUCACCGUCGCGCUCUCCGUCUCCGUCGUGACGUCCGUCUCGGUCUCGUCGUCGCUCCCGUCCUCGCUGCCGCUGUCGUCCCACGCGUCCGGGAUGAACGCCCGCUCCUUCAGCUUCGGCCCUUCGUCGAUUGGCUCGCCGCCGCCGUCGCCGCCGCCGCCCCACCCCGCCAUCGACGGCGACAUCAAAGCCCCCAUCUGGAAGGUCUCCCCCGCGCCUCGCCCGCCAAUCUCGUCCAGGGAGCUCAUCCCCAUCGUCGCGAGUCGGUUCGCCGCCUCCGCGUCCGUCGCCGCGGCGCCGCAGAUGAGACCGUUUUCCCCAGCCCACGCGAGCCACGGACCCCACACCGUCGGCUCCCUUCGAAGCGUCGGCAUGUGCCCGACGAUAAUGAGGCCUCUCCUCGCGCGCGUCAGCAUGACGUUCACGCGGCGCGGGUCCGCCAAGAAGCCGACGUUGCCGUUCAUGUUCGCGCGCGUGCACGUGAACACGAUCACCUCCUUCUCGCGUCCUUGGAACCCGUCGACGGAGCACACCUCGAGGGCUUGGAGUGA